Poecilia reticulata (guppy) is the source of this 459-nucleotide messenger RNA. Lineage: Eukaryota; Metazoa; Chordata; Actinopteri; Cyprinodontiformes; Poeciliidae. The record is from RefSeq and is a predicted model, not a curated record.
AUGGCAGGGAGGGCUGACUACUACUCCUGCAUAGCCACCAUCGUGUUUCUACGUAAGGAGAACUGUCUUUAUCAGGCCUGCCCAACCCAGGACUGCAACAAAAAGGUGGUGGACCAGCAGAAUGGCAUGUUCCGCUGCGAGAAGUGCGAUAAAGAGUUUCCCAACUUCAAGUACCGCCUCAUUCUGUCCGCCAACAUUGCGGACUACGCCGACAACCAGUGGGUGACUUGCUUCCAGGACGGCGCUGAGGCCAUCCUGGGCCAGAACGCCGCGUACUUGGGCCAGCUCAAGGACUCGAAUGAAUCGGCAUUCGACGAGAUCUUCCAGCAAGCGAACUUCAACACUUUUAUCUUUCGCAACAGAGUGAAGCUSGAGACGUACAAUGUAAGUAAAACAGUUCCAACCAGAUGCACAUUAAAACUAAUUCCAGUGUAUUUCAUGUAAUAAAACACAAAAUAU